Seminavis robusta is the source of this 1020-nucleotide messenger RNA. Lineage: Eukaryota; Bacillariophyta; Bacillariophyceae; Naviculales; Naviculaceae. The record is from the annotation of a GenBank genome assembly.
AUGAGCAUCGAAACAAUCGAACACACGGGAACGGGCGCCGAGUUUGAGAUUCACUCUCACGGCGCCAACAUCAUUUCGUUCAAGCCAGUGGUGUCUAGUAAAGAUGACUUGAAGGAGAACCGCGAAGUCUUGUUCGUGAGUCGAGAGAGCAAAGUGCUGCCAAUUCGCGGCGGGAUUCCCAUAAUGUUUCCCAUUGUGGUCCCGUUUGGAGAAAAGCAAGAAAUGCCAGAAGGCGGAUUUCUCCAACACAACAAUUUUAAUUGCGACGAGGAGUUUCGGUACGAUGCUCGCAGUGACGCUGCGGCUCAGUUCAGUCUCGACAGUCUGAGUACCACCAAUUGCCGUGGACAUGGACUUUGGGCUGCUGCCGAACCUGGAGCUGUCAGCUACUCUGCUGACUUGGUCUACAACAUUAAGGUUAGGGGACCUCAGCUCACGGCCGCCCUCACUAUUAAGAAUCCUUCAGGAUCCCGGGCCAACACGUUCCCCUUUCAGCUCUUGUUCCACAACUACUUCAAGGUCGCGAACGAAGGCGCCAUGGACCCCGAUGAAUGCUACGUCAAGGGACUCGAAGGAUACAUCCGACAAGACUGGACUGAAGGACCCGACUCCAAGGUUAUUGACGAACAGGCGGCGGAUCCCGUCGUACUCAAGACUGAUGCGGAAACACACUACGUCUUUGACCCCAAGGGACACAUGAAGAAGAGUCUCGACGUCAUUAUUGGAAUUGGCGAUGGACGCAACAUCCAAUUGACCGCGUCCUGCAAGAUCGAUGACAACGAAUUGCCCGUCACCUGUGUCGUAUGGAACCCACACAAAACCAAGGCCCGCAAGAUGGCUGACUUUGGAUCCGCCGAAUGGCAGGAAGUCAUUGGCGUCCAGCCGGGAGUACUCGAACGAAAUAUGCUGCAACCCCAGCAGCAACUCGUCUUUGAAUACACCAUCAAGCUACUGGCUGGAGAAGGAGAGGAAGAAGGAGCUUGGUCUCGUGAUGCGCCUGCACCAGCAGAGGCAAAGUAA